Frankliniella occidentalis (western flower thrips) is the source of this 759-nucleotide messenger RNA. RefSeq names its product mite allergen Der p 3-like. Gene Ontology annotation, molecular function: serine-type endopeptidase activity. Lineage: Eukaryota; Metazoa; Arthropoda; Insecta; Thysanoptera; Thripidae. Bases 220 to 717 code for a protein of 165 amino acids. The transcript has 4 exons. Gene Ontology annotation, biological process: proteolysis. The record is from RefSeq and is a predicted model, not a curated record.
CUUGCGUUUCCAAUCACGGGUGGUCGAUGUGAUCAGUAUGGCGUAUACUUUUAUUUGUUUGUUCGUGUACAGGUGAAAGUUGCUAAGACAAGCGAUUCCGGUUCUGCUGUGAGGAACUGCAGCGGAGCUUUGCUUUCUGUGCAUUACGUCAUAACUGCGGGUGACUGUGUUGACUUAAAAAAUGUCACAAAUGUGAGAGUAAUCGCUGGAAAUGCUGCAAUGUGGAAGGAUCAUAAGCAAGGGUCGACGUAUACUGCUCAAUCUGUACAGAGGCACCCUAAGUUUACUCUCGUGAACGGUCGAGUCACAACUCAGUUCAACUACGACGUUGCUUUGAUUCGCCUUAAUAAGCCUGUGCGGUUGGGAAAGCAGGCGAGCACUAUCAGGCUGACAAGCGCCAAGGCCAGGCCAGCCAUUGGUGACAAACUUAAGAUCGCAGGCUUUGGCAUUACGGACUGGGGUGAAGAUAUUCAGAAAGCCAGCCUCCGGAUGAAGAGAGGACAGCUUUUAAGCAGAAAAGAGUGCGGCAAGAAGCUGCUUGCCACAAUCACAUCCCAAGAAUUUUGUGUAGCCAAUUCCCCGGACAAUGGUGUUUCGGGAAGUCCUGCGUUCAUCGGCAAUAUUCUGUACGGAAUCAUGUCAUGGGGCAGUACAGUCUUCACGGACCUUGCUGCACCUGAAAUAAACUCUUUUAUAAUGGCUCAUGUUCGUACGUGAAGUUUUGAGAAAGCUUGAUGAAAUAAAAAUGUGAAUAUUGCA